AUGUGGGGAAACCGAAGGAUCGGAGGAGGGCUCGUGACCUAUUACAGAAUCACCGAAACCGAAUUCGAAGAGUUGAUUCAAAGAGCGAUGCAAGUCGUCAGCCGCCACACCAGUAGAUUGCGAGCGAGAACUCCAUCAUUUGCGCGGGGGUAUUUUCAUGGGAAGCAACAUGCAUGGCCUUUAACCAUUCACCCCGAGGUUAAAGAAGCAAUCAAUGCGGGGAGGCCUGUUGUUGCUUUAGAAAGCGCGAUAAUUACCCAUGGAAUGCCGCAUCCGAUCAAUCUGGACACCGCGCUUUCUUGCGAAAGAAUUAUCAGAUCUACCGGCGCCAUUCCAGCCACCAUUGGGCUACUUUCCGGCGCCUUCACAGUGAAGGUGUCGAGACGCGACUUAGCGCCCGCUGUUGCCACUCGGCGGGACGGUGGAACUACUAUCGCCGGGACGAUGGUCAUAGCUCAUUUAGCUGGCAUAAGCGUUUUCUCUACGGGGGGCCUUGGAGGGGUUCAUAGGGGCGGCGAGCUCUCGCUGGAUAUAUCUGCUGAUCUUACUGAGCUUGGGAGAACGCCCAUCGCUGUGGUGUCUGCGGGGGUGAAAUCCAUCCUCGACAUCGGCCGAACCCUUGAAUAUCUUGAAACAGAAGGCGUGACUGUCGGCACAUUCGGUCCAACCAAAGAGUUCCCGGCCUUCUUCUCUCGAAGGAGCGGGUUUCAGAAUCCCUGGAAUUUUGAUUCUGCGACCCAGGUUGCCAGAAUGCUUUAUGCGCAGCACCAGCUCAAUCUUAAUUCAGGAGCGCUUAUAGCGUGUCCAAUACCUGAAGAAUACGAGACCGCCGGGCUCAAAAUCCAACAAGCCGUAGAACAAGCCAUUCAGGAAUCAGAGGAAAACGGUGUUAGUAAGACAGGCAAGGAUGCCACUCCGUGGUUGCUUCGCCGGGUAGCUGAGCUCACUGGUGGAUCGUCCAUCCCGAACAAUAUCGCUUUGAUCGAGAAUACAUCUCGAAUAGGUGGCGAGAUUGCCGUGGAAUACGCAAAACUUGUUGCUGAACGAGCAGAACAUGCAUCAGCAAGAGUGCCUAUUCUAUCUGACGGCUACACUAUCGGUGUCGGUUCUCCGUCAAAUAUAGCGCCCAAGUCAUCUCUAUCCGCUUCAAUCGCCAACCAAGCACCAAAGGCACGACUUGUUGUAUUAGGUGCUGCAGCCGUUGAUGUUGUUGCUCGAGCGGACACUUCCACAGACUCCACUCUCAUUGCCCAGUCAACCGUCCCAGGACAAGUGUCAAUUACCCUUGGCGGUGUAGCGCGAAACAUGGCCGAGGCAGCCCACCGAAGUCUCUCAUCGCUAGACCCUCGAGGGUCUUCUAAAUCCUCUUCCUCGUAUGUACAGCUGGUUUCCCCAAUUGGAACGGACGAACUCGGCGCUGUCGUGUCUACCGAGAUCACUCAAAUCGGGAUGCGAAGCGACGGUCUUCUUUCUGGGUUGUCUGGCGGCAAUCGACGUACACCGGUGUGCAAUAUGGUCUUGACGCCAGCCGGGGAGCUUCUCGGUGGUGUGUCAGACUUCUCAGCUCUAGAUACGUUCGGAUUCAGUGAGGUGCUUCAAGCCUCCGAUCCAAACAUUGUGGCGUUGGACGGUAAUUUAAGUUCGGACAUCAUAUCUGACCUGGUGCAAUUUGCUUCGGAACGUAAUAUCCCAAUCUGGUUUGAACCCACUUCGAUCGUCAAGUCAACUCGGAUCCUUCCAGCACUUUGUACGCAAUACUUAGCAAAUCCUGCCGUAUCAUCCCUCCAACCAGUCACGUUUAUCUCUCCCAACAUUUUGGAACUUGAACAUCUCUUCCGAUGUAUUCGGGACCCUCCCCUAGAGCAAGCCUCCGAUGCUAGUCCUUCGUCGUUUUCUCGUUGGUUCGAAACCAUUGAUCAUUUCCAACUGGGGCCUAACUUCAGCGAAGAGAUUGUACGAUUGGCUAGAAGUGGGCCUAGUUUGGAAUUCUUGGCCCAGAAAGGAGUGGUACAAAUGACGAUCCAGUUGCUACCUUUCUUCCAACAUAUUAUCGUCAAAUGUGGAUCCCAAGGCGUCUUUGUUGCUAUGCAUUUACACCCACAAGAAGCAAUUCAAAGUGCCUGGCUCUCCACCAGCACUGAUCUGAACAAACAUCUAGUCGUAAAUAGAACGGGCAAAGGAGACGUUCUAAUUUUCCAACAUUUCCCUGCUCAUAGCUUGCCGAAUACGUCGGUGGUAAACGUCACCGGGGCUGGUGAUUCUCUCGUCGGAUCGCUUCUUGCAUCCUUGAUCGAACGGGAAGAUAGGAAUGUGUUCCAUAAUCCGGAAGCCAUGCGUGAGGCUAUGCAGCGGGCUCAAAGGGCUGCUGUGUUCACGCUUUGUUCCCCGUUCGCCGUCUCGCCCGAACUGUCGACACUUACUUACACUAGCACUAAUAGGGAGAAUCACUAA
Messenger RNA from Cantharellus anzutake, 2451 nucleotides. Its product is annotated as Indigoidine synthase A like protein-domain-containing protein. Gene Ontology annotation, molecular function: pseudouridylate synthase activity. The transcript is spliced from 13 exons. The coding region runs from base 1 to 2451 and encodes 816 amino acids. The record is from RefSeq and is a predicted model, not a curated record. NCBI's taxonomy places the organism in Eukaryota, Fungi, Basidiomycota, Agaricomycetes, Cantharellales, Hydnaceae.